Molecule: messenger RNA, 3782 nt
Organism: Elaeis guineensis (African oil palm)
Lineage: Eukaryota; Viridiplantae; Streptophyta; Magnoliopsida; Arecales; Arecaceae
Source: RefSeq, a predicted model, not a curated record
CCCACCCUUCUCUUCCCCUGGGGUUUUUGAUCACGGCGAGAGAGAGGAGCGAUUGCGGGAAAAGAAAGAAAGAGAAGAAAAGGGGCGGCAGCUUCCCUCCCUUCCUGCGUAAAACCGAAGUAGAACGAAUCCUCCCUCAAAGCAGAAGAUACUUCUAUCGAGAUUCAUCCAAGAUAGUUCGAUAAAUAGAGGAAGGAUUAGAUUUUUUUUUUUUUCUCCGCUUUUUUCCUCGCCCCAUCCCUUGUUUCCCCUCAAAAUUUUCCUCCCAAGCUUUUAUUCUUGGUAGAAUUCGAAGCUUUGGUUCUUCUCCUCGAAAUCUCGAUCCCGUCCUUCCCAUUCACCCCUUCCCUUUUCCCCCUUUCCGCCUCCUCCCUGGGAACCCAAAAAAGUCCCCCUUUUACCCAAUCCUUUUCCGAUUAGGGUUCCUCUGCUUCCUUCCGGUCGCCAUCGGCGUCGGGCACCUUGGGGUAGGCCUUUUAGAUCGGAAAGAUUCGACUUUGGGAUCGGGGGACCAGUCUAUUGGGGCAUCUGGAGUGUUCCGGAGAUCGGAUUAUGGGCUGUGGUCCUCUGGAUCUUUGUUCUUGGCGGCGUUUCAGUUUCCCUUGCCGAGGUUCUCUUUCCCAUUGAAAAAAAGGUUCUCUUUUUUUUUCCUCUAAUUUCGCUCCCGCAGCUUCGAAUUGGCCAUGUCUUAGGACAUGGAAGAAGACUGCAGUUUAACGAUCAUCUUGGUGUUAUUCCAAUUUCGGUAUACUUGAUUCGAGUUACCAGUUUUCUGCGUGUUUUUUUGGUGUUUCCGUUGUCGGCGAUACUACUCUAGCAAACUGGAUCUUGGUUUUUGCUGGGUUUGGUACCUUGACGACCACUUAGAUUUUCUGAGGCUCAGUCUGUGUGUUCAAAUGGUGUAGUGUGACACUUGGAGGGGUCGAAAUUUUGCUUUACCAGUAUAGUAAGUUUGUUUUUGGAUCGAUUUCCUCUCCAUUUGGAGGUUCCUAGGGUUCUCGUUUGUCUGUUCGGGUGGCGGAUUGUGACCAGGGCAAUGGCAAGGUUUUGAAGCUGGAAAUGUGUUUGGGGACAUGGUGCAUGGACAGGAGCAUGGCCAGUGGUCGGUUCCCACACUGGAACAGCGGUACUGGAAACUAGGACUCGUAGCUGAUCCGGGGUCUACGUGCAAUGUCUCGCUGCUUCCCAUUUCCGCCACCAGGAUAUGAAAAGAAGCCAAGGAGUGAAAACUUAGAUUUCCUAGCCAAGGAGAAGCACAAAGAGAAGAAGCAUAAAAAGGAGAAGGGGGACAAAGAGAAGAGAGAAGGUAAAGAGAAAAAGGACAAAGACAGCAGUAAAGAUAAACACAAGGAGAAGAAAGAUCGAAAAGAAAAGCAUAAAAACAAGAAUAAAGAUAAACAUAAGGAUAAAAGCAGGCCAUCAGAGGAUAGAAGAAUUGAAGAACAGACUGAGGGUCACCAUGAAGACAGAUUUGGGGAAUACAGCCAGAAGGCUGAGGAAGUUAAAGAUUUUAAAUUUGCAGAGGAUUUGGGCAGGAGGAUCAAGGAUGAAGAAAAGAGAGCAGCAAACAGAAUGGUCGAGAACUUUUCUAGUUCAUUUCAAAGAAACACUGAAAAAUCGAGUACUGCCGCUCUGGUGGAGAAUAAAAGAGUUACAGGUAAUGAAAUGCUUCCAAAUCACACUGGAACAAUGCAAAGGAGAAAUGAUGGAAUGGGACAUCCAGCAGAUAACUUUCCUAGUCCAGUUCAAAGAAGAACUGAGGGCGUUGGCUCUGGAACUGCGAUGCAGAAGCAAAGAAGUGCAAGUAGUGGAGUGGUUCCUAACAGCAUUAGUUCAAGGCAAAGAGGAAACACUGCGAUGGGCCUAUCAGCAGAAAAUUCCAUGCAUUCUAUUCAAAGAAGGUCCGAGGGACCAUGCAUUACAACUGCAUCAGAGAAGGAAAGAGGCACAGGUGACAAAAUCAUCUCAAAAGCCAGUGUUACAGUGCAAAGGGCACAUGAUGGGAUGGGCCGACCGGGAGAAAGUCCAUCUAGUUUCUCUGGUUCAGUUCAAAGAAAAUUUGAUGGUGUGGGCCUUGCAACUGCGACGGACAAGGAAAGAGGAAAUGGUAAUCAAGUUGUUCCUAUCCACAUUUUCACAGCAAAAAGAAAUGAUGGGCUUGGAAAAUCAGCAGCGAAGGAUGCAGAUAGGAAGAUUGAAGAGAAGGAGAAAACCAAAGAGAGAGAAGUGGAUGAUGGAAAGGGAGAAAAGCGCAAGGACGGGGAUGAGAAGAACAGAGGAAAGGACAAAGACAGAAAAAAAGAGAAGAAGGAGAAAAUGGGAGAGAAAGAUGAACACAAACAUAAAAAGCAACAUAAACCAAGAGACAGUGGAAAAAAGGAUCAGAUUGAUAAUCUAAAAAUAAAGCAAUUAGCCCCUGAAAAAGUCAGUGGAACAAGUGCUGGUUCUGAUGAAACAGCCAAGAAGAGGAAGGACUUUGAGAUGAAUGGUUUUCUGCAUGACAAAGAUGUACGUCCUAAUAAGUUUUCAAGACCAGCACCUACCUCUGACCUCCCUGUAGAGAAUGGAAGAACAGUAUUGCAUGUUGCUACCCCUGAUUCUUCCAUCAAGCCUGGAGUCAUAAGUAACAAGGCAGAAAGAGUCCUAGGAAUUAAGGACCAGAAGAUAAAUGGCACCGCAGAAGCAAAGCCAUCUUCAGCUGACUUGGGCCAUCCAAUUUCUGUAGACACUAGGGAGAAGGCCAAAGCUCCUCCAGAACCUCCUCACCCGGAUGCCAGGUAUCUUAACCAGAUAUACUCUGUUCCCAAAAUGGAAGAAUGGCUUGAGUCUGAUGAUCAAGAAUGGCUUUUCAGUAGGGAUAACCUUCGGCCAAAGCCUAAGACAAAGAUUGAGGCUGUUGAAACACCUCAUGUGUGGGCUGAGGCAUUACGGAUCGAUUCAGAGGAUGUUAUUGCUUUGCCAUAUGUCAUUCCUUACUGAUACCAGAUACUCUAUUUACACUCAGCAUGCUGGUCCCUGAAUUCCCACUGAAGGUAUGGCAGCAUGGCAAAAUAGAUGCCUGUUUUCUUGCUGCCCUUCUACUCUAAUCCUGUUUUACCAGGUACGAGUUUGGACUUCCUGCGACUGGUGGUACAUGCUAGUGGCCUUGUCCUGGGCUGUUCGAGUGAAAUGGGUCACCGGUCAUCGUGUUCUCCCAAUCAAAUGGACUUGGAUAUAUCAGCAUUUCUUUGUUUAUACCCAAUAUAAGUCAUUCAGGUAGAAGUGCAUUCAAUUAAUGCAAUGUCCACUGUCCAAUGUCCAUACCAAUGAAUGGAGAAGCAGGGAGUUGUCUUGCUGCAGAACUGCACAAUUUUGAUUGAUUUGUAUCAUGUAAAUCUUUUCAUAAUUAGAAAUGUACAAUAGAGGGGCAAAAGAGAGAACAAAAUGAAAGAGGCUAUUGUCAUUCAUUCAUACCCUGUUAUUUGGUCAUCUGCUGACUUUAUUUCCCUUAUAGAAUGAGGUGAUUAUUUUGUAGCUUAAAGGAGGCGCUCAUUUGUGUUAGUGAAUCAUUCGUUCAUGCUGCGGUAGUUGCGGGGCUGGGCGCUGUGGAAAGAUUUAUGGUUCAUAUAUAAAAAGACGUUUCCAUUGAUGGAUGCACAGAAAUUCAAGGAAACAGUCUGAGUGACAUAUUUUUAAAGCCACUGCCGAAAAAAAUUGUUAGUGACAUACAAUCUGGCCAUUAAUGGACACAGUUCUACCAUUGUAUAAAAAUGCUGUUAUAAAUUUGUUUCCUACUUUGUUUA